UUAUUUUUUAGUUGAUGAAGUGUUGCAGAAUGGCAGUGCAGAUUAUUCUUCUAAAUCGUCUAAACAAUCUGAACUAAACGCUGUAAAAUUGUGAUUCAUUUAAGUUCCUCGGUUCGGUUCGGUUCAACUUCUUUCAUUUAAUUUCUAAGUAGUGUUUCUCUAACGAAAACAUUGCAACUGUGCAACCGUAGAGUUAAGCCUGUUAGAUAUCCAGCCAAAAUGGUCGAAUGUGAAAUCUGUCUUGAGGAUUACAAGGAGGGCGAUUUGGAGCUGCAUCGGAAGAUGUGUGUACUACGGUUGAUGUUCCGAUGCUCCUUAUGCCACGGGGACUAUGUGAGCAAGGAAGGGCUGUGGAAUCAUCUGGACCUGCAUGAGAUUGCAGAUGAAAGUAAGGAAUCGCACUAUCAGGAAAUUAAAGCAAAACACAAAUUGCAUCAAUGCGUUCUGUGCAAUGACCAACGUGCUUAUUCGGAGAGUUCCUACUGGAAGCACGUUCAUGACGUUCACGAUGGCUUCUUUCUGCGGUGUUCUGAUUGUGGAGAAAACUUCCGCUCCGAAAAGCUUAAGAAUGAUCAUCAAUGUAAGACCAGGGAUCAAAUUGAAGCUUCAAACUUGAAUGCCCUGGAAACGAAACUAGAGUCUAUGGAAGUAGAACAUAUUUCAUAUUCUGAGCAUUUGAAGCCAUCGCUCCAAAAUCAGAGCAGUAACGAAAAUGCAGAACUCAGUAAUCGACUGAGUGACUUCUCGAAUCUCGAAAGUUUUAGUGAACCUAUCGUGAAUGACAAGAGUGACCAAAAAGUGGUGGUAGAGAAUUCUUCGAAUGAAACAUCCUGUACGAAAUGUUCCCACUGUGGAAUAGAAGAGACCAGUGCCGAUACCCUAGCUCGUCACAUUUUAAUCCACCAUGAGCCAGUGGCAUGUGAUCUCUGUGGAAUUACUUUUCCCAGUCUAUCCCUGGCUCUGCAUCAUAAGGAGACGCAGCACAAGCAGUCGAAGAUGAAAUGCCCACAUUGUUUGAUGCAGUUUUGCGUGACAAUCCGCUUAAACACUCAUGUAUCUAUAUGUGAGAAAAGGACAGUUCCCUGUGAGUGUUGUGGUAAAAUGUAUACUGAUGAAACUGCUGUCAAACGACAUUGGAGCAAACUUAAAUAUGUAAAAAGCAAGAAAAAAGGGUUGAAGAAUACUAAGACACCACCUCAUGUUAAAAGCGGCUUAUCCCAAACAAAAUGUGACUACUGUAACGAAGAGUUUUCCAGUCCAGGACAUUUGAUUCAUCACUUGCAAAUUCGCCAUGAGCUGACCAAAUGUAAUAUCUGCGGUAUAACUAUUCUUGGUAUAUCAGCAUCCAAAAAUCAUAAGAUAAAGUGCCACACGGAACCAAAGUACGAGUGUCACAUUUGCGAGAGGAAAUUCCACCACAAAAUCAAAUAUCUUGAACAUAGUGUUGGGUGUCAGCAGAAGACAUAUUCAUGUAAAAUAUGUGGAACCACGUUCAAACGAUCCCACGCAAUCUAUCUCCAUACUAAGCGCUUUCAUCCAGGUGAGAGCAGUUUGGAAAAUCUACAGAUCAUCCAAGAUCAAAAACGAUUCCAGAACAAUGAUCUGCAAAUGGAAAUCACAGCAGAGGAAAAUACGAUAUCGGCAAAAGACGCAUUGCAUCAAUGCGUUCUGUGCAAUGACCAACGUGGUUAUUCGGAGAGUUCCUACUGGAAGCACGUCCAUGACGUCCACGAUGGCUUCUUUCUGCAGUGUUCUGACUGUGGGGAAAACUUCCGAUCCGAAAAGCUUAAGAAUGAUCAUGCUGUGAGCCAUUGUGAGGCCAGGGAUAAAACGGUAGCUGUGGACUUAAAUUCCCUGAAAGAGGAACCAGUUCGUUUUGAUGAUGAAGAUAUGACUUCUGAUGCUGAACCUAUGGAAUUGUCGCGGGAAGAGCAGGACAGUAAUGCAAAUGCAAUGGAUUCGGCCAAAAGCAAGGAUGUGCCGUCACAAUUUGCUUGUGAUAUUUGUGGAAUGACAUUUUCAUUGAAAGGUUUACUUCUUCGUCAUAAGAGGGCAAAAUACGCGUGCACGGAAGGAAAGCUGCAAAAAUGUCGCAAUUGCCGGAAAAUAUUACCGAAAAAAGAAUAUCAAGCACACUUUCGAAUAUGUCAGAUGAAAAAGUUUUCAUGUAAAUUGUGUCCAAUGAAGUUUCAAUUUUCAAAAAACCUGACCUGGCAUAUGAUAAAUUGUCAUCGUCGUAAAGGAGUUUCCAAGAACGAGAAGAGUUCGGCUGAAAAAUCAACUACACGUUCUGGUCGUAAAAUCUUAGCCUCCAGUUUGAAUUCAUCCUCUAGCUCGAAUGUUGCUGCGGAUGCGGCCAAGAAGGACAUACUGGUCGAAAAUCCCCCAAGUGGAUCAUCCGACACCCUGUCUGGCACAAAGUGCUUGCACUGUGACAAAGAGUGUGCCACUGCAAGAAAUUUACGUUAUCACAUCUUACAAUCUCAUCACCCGAUCGAGUGCAGCAUUUGCGGUAUCAUUUCGGAAGGCUCUUCCAGAGCCCGGUAUCAUAAGACCAUGAAACACACAAAACUAAAGCGUCAUUCGAACGUUUGUGACCCAGUUCAGAGUGACUUCUCGGGUGACAAUAUUUCCGACGAACUUAUGUUGGAAAACAGUAGUGACCCAAAAGUGACGGAAGAUAAUUCUUCGAGUCAUCAUGCCUUGAGUAAGGUCAGAAAGCAGACGGAAGAUGGACAAGUUCCUAUUGAAGUUGAAAAUAUUACUUCUGAAGCGGAACAUUGGAAAAUAAAGCAGGAAGAGCAGAGCAGUAAUACAAAUCGAAUGAGCCUCAAAAAUUCUGGUCAACUUAUCCUGAACGACAGGAGUGACCCAUCAGUGGCGGGAAAUAAUUCUUCGAGUACCAAAUGUUCCCACUGUGGAAUAGAAGAGUCCAGUGCUGUCAACCUGGUUCGUCACAUUCUGACCCACCAUGAGCCAGUCGCAUGUGAUUUCUGUGGAAUUACUUUGUCCAGUCUUGUCGAGGCUCAGCGUCAUAAGAAAGCGACGCACAAGGAAUCGAAGCACAAAUGCCCACAUUGUUUGAUACAGUUUUUCGGAAAACAACGCGUUGUAAAACAUGCAUCCAGAUGUGCGAAGCAGAAAGUUCCCUGCCAGUAUUGUGGUAAAAUGUUGAAAGAUGCAAUGGCUGUCAAACUGCAUAGGAACAACGAUUGCCAUGUAUAUAAAAGGAGCAACGAGCAGGAGCAGAUGUAUACCGAGACGAGCCUAUGCGAUGAAAGCGAUUCUUGUCCCAUAAUGGAGAAAAAUUCAGCGCCUCUAGUUAAAAGCGGCUUAUCUCAAACAAAAUGUGACUACUGUAACGAAGAGUUUCCCAGUCCAGGGCAUUUGAUACGUCACUUGCAAAUUAUCCAUGAGCUGACCAAAUGUGACAUCUGUGGCAUAACUGUUCUUGGUUUAUCAAGAGUAAAAAAUCAUAAGAUGAAAUGUCAUCGUGAACCGAAAUACGAGUGCCCAACUUGUAAGAAAAAAUUUCACCGCAAAGCAAAAUAUAAUGCACAUAGUUUUGUGUGUGAGAAUAAGAAUUCAUGUAAAUUAUGUGGAAUGAAGUUCAAGCAACCCCACUCACUCAAACGGCAUACUGAGCACAUUCAUCUAGCUGAGAGCAGUUUGGCUCAACAUCAGAACAAAAAACUGAAGAUGGCACGUGAUGAUCCAAGACAAUCAACGGAUUCUCGAUCGAAUAAGCAUUCAUUGGCUAACAAGAGCGAUAAUGACUUAAUGGAUAGCGGCAAGGAACCCGGGAUGGGUUCAGAGAACACCUCUGUUGAAAAUCUAUCAAACCAGCAAUAUUCGUGCAACACAUGUGACGUUACUUUGUCUACCUAUGGCCAGAUCGUUUAUCAUAAGCUUACAAAACACACGGAAGGAAAAUUCGAAUGUUCAUAUUGCUCGAGGAAAUUUCACUUCAAAGAUAAGCUAGAAAAGCAUGCAGCAUAUUGUGUAGGUUUAAUACAUUCAUGUGAAUUGUGUGGCGAAAAGUUUAACCGGCCAAAGAGAGUAGAGAACCACAAGAAACGAGUUCAUAAUAUUCCAAUGAGUCGCCCUUAUGCAUCAGUUAACAGAGUUAAGAAGCCUUUGAAAAAUGCGUAUGCCGGUCAAGGGAUGACUAGAUGCAUCAUUUGCAAAGUCACGUUCGCCAGCACUGACGAGCUCAUAAUACAUAAGCUAACCUGUCCAAAGCUCGCAAAUGAGCACAAUGAUUCUCAGAUCGGUGCAAAGGAAGUCCCACUGCUUCCUGCGACGAAGGAAACUCAAACUGAUUCCACGAUAGUAUUUCUGCAAGGUGAGAAUAAUGAUCUGGAGCUGGAUAUUAAAGUAGAGGAAACAAUACUGCAGGAACAGGAAUACCAAGUUCCAAAUGAAGACCCAAGGAGCUCAUCCGCUACAACAUUGCAUCCUCAUGAUAGUAAACCGAAGGACGUUGAAGCUGAAGUUGCUGAAGAUCUUGGGUAUGAAAUAAAAGUCAAAGAAGAAUACAUAGAAGAUGAAGAUGAGAUCCUUACUGAACAUCAGAGUACAGCAGAAACCUCGGAAUGCCAUGGAGUUGCUAGCGACCAAAACGAGUCCCUUGUGGCUCAUAACGCUGACGAUUGGCCGUGCACAAUUUGUGGACUAAACUUUGCUAGCUUACCCAAAAUGAGGUACCACAAGCGCGUAUCUCAUGCAAAGCCACGGUACAAAUGCUCCAUUUGUCAAAAGCCGUUUCAUUUCGCCAACCUUCUACGUCGUCAUGAGAAAAGCUGUUCAGAACUGCGAUGCAACAAAUGUGGUGUCAAGUUUAUGACUCAUCGUCUGCUAAAUAUUCAUUAUAACGAUAAGCAUCCGGAUGAUGGUAAACCGAAGGACGUUGAAGCUGAAGAUGCUGAAGAUCUAGAGAAUGAAAUCAAAGUCAAAGAAGAAUACAUAGAAGAUGUAGAUGAGAUCCUUACUGCACAUCAGAGUACAGCAGAAACCUCGGAAUGCCAUGGAGUUGCUAGCGACCAAAACGAGUCCCUUGUGACUCAGAGCACUGGUGAUUGGCCGUGCUCAAUUUGUGAACUAAACUUUGCUAGCUUACCCAAAAUGAGGUAUCACAAGCGCGUAUCUCAUGAAAAGCCACGGUACAAAUGCUCCAUUUGUCAAAAACCGUUUCAUUUUGCCAACCUUCUACGUCGUCAUGAGAAAAGCUGUUCAGAAAUGCGAUGCAACAAAUGUGGCGUCAAGUUUAUGACUCAUCGUCUGCUAAAUAUUCAUUAUGACGAUAAGCAUCCGGAUGAAGGUAAACCGAAGAACGUUGAAGCUGAAGAUGCAGAAGAUCUUUAGAGUGGGAUCAGAGUUCAACGAAAUCUGCGGAAUGUCAUGGAGAUCCCUGCCGAUUUAAACUAGUCCCUUGUGCGUCAUAAAGUCAAAGAUGUCUAUUCAAAGGAAGCCAAAGGAAAACCUUAUACAAAGCACAAAAUCAACGAUAAUAAGGUUGAUAGCUGAAAAAUGAAUUGGAAGAAUACACAAACGUUUAUAAUGGUGUUUCGUUUUGUAAUAAGGAGCUUUUUCCACAAUUUUUAUUUCAGAUUACACACUAGACGUUCGAUGAUUGAAACAUGGUUACCAAAAUCAUUUCAUUUGUCAAACCAGUUGUCAAUUAAAUGCAUCAAUACGUUAUUUUAAAAUGCACGAAUUUGACAGAUAAGUGUCUUUCAUUUGAUACUUUAUUUUUUGUUAGUGGACUUGUCAGCUAUAUACAUUUUAACCAAAAACCUUUCAGCUCCAAUUAAUGAUGGUAAGUAAAAAAUGA
Messenger RNA from Ochlerotatus camptorhynchus, 5833 nucleotides. Its product is annotated as zinc finger protein 62-like. The record is from RefSeq and is a predicted model, not a curated record. Lineage: Eukaryota; Metazoa; Arthropoda; Insecta; Diptera; Culicidae. The coding region runs from base 220 to 5364 and encodes 1714 amino acids. Gene Ontology annotation, biological process: regulation of transcription by RNA polymerase II. Gene Ontology annotation, molecular function: DNA-binding transcription activator activity, RNA polymerase II-specific; RNA polymerase II cis-regulatory region sequence-specific DNA binding. The transcript is spliced from 18 exons. Gene Ontology annotation, cellular component: nucleus.